AAUAUAUGUUAUAGAUAUUUUUGAAUAAAAACAAGUUAUAUAGUGUCGGUGCCUGCAUGCACCAUGAUGAUAGAAAACCAAAUAACUUCAACUCCCGGUUUCGCGAGACGAAGUAUUGGCGGGAGCGGCACAUCCUUGAAGAGGCGUAGCUUGAUUCCCCACAAUAGAAUUACUAACAUAAGGGAUGAGGAGCGUAAUGAUGAUGAUGCUGAGCGGUCGUCGCUGGUGGCUUCGGAGAGAGCCGUGGCUACAUCGACGCCUCAAGCGUCCCCUCGUCGAGGUCGUGACACCAUGUCUUCAUCACCACAAAAAGAACAUUUCCAGGGAUGCCUUAAACUAUAUGCUGAAAAUAAAAUCAACAAAGACAAUGCAUGGAAUUUGCAACUGAUUGACUUUAUGACGUCAAUGUUACGGCGGCACGAUGCUCGCAUGGAUAACUUACAAACUGCAUCUACUGUAGUGGAUGCAUCUGCUAGAAUAUACUCUUUCCGAGUAGAUGCUGUACAUUAUGAUGUUUUAAAAAUGGCCGGUGGAUUAAGUAAAGCUGCUCAGACAAAAAGGGGUAAGAAAGAUGAUGAACAUGAGGUUCUAGAUGAAGGAGCAGCGGGCGGGGAGGCCACAGCUCCAAAGAAAAAGAAGAAAAGAUCCAAAGGAGCAGUAGCUGCUAACUCUGAGUUGUUUAAUGGAGACUUUGACACCAAUGACUGUGUUGAUCCCUUCUUUGAAAGACUGGCGGCAACAGCAGGAGAUGUGACUUCAUCUAACAGAGCAUUCAAUGCCACAUUACCUGUUCACGACAAGACUCUAGCAUUAAUACUCAGGACUGAUGAACCUUUUUUGGAAUGCAUAAAGGAGAAUAUACCUGAAGAAAUAGAUAUACGUGAGAAAAUAACACUUGCAUCAAAACUUUUACCUGCAUUCACAGAAGAAGAUCACAUUUGUGAACCAUUCUCAAAAUUCUCUAUAAGCAACUGGGACCCAGAAACAGAAGAAACGGACCGCAUCACAAACUGGAUGGAAGACAACAGAUUGAAUCUGUCGCAGCAGGCUCUGGCAUUUGAUGUGAAUGCCGAGGUUGAGCCUAUUCCCCAGGAUGAAGAACAGAAUGAUCUGUUUGAGGACGAGCCCCUAGGCGGUAUAUCGUCGGACGAGGGCGGCGAUGUCGCGGUCGCGGCUUGCGUCGCGCGAGCGGUGCCGGCGCCGCCCGCGCGCCUUGCCGAUAUGAGGCCGACUGACGCUGCCCACGCGCGCCUCGAGUACAGCUACUGUGCGCUGUCAGCCUGGGCCGGACCUGCGCAUUGGCGGCUCAAGACUAACAGAGCAUCAAAACUCUCAACUCUCACUCAAUCCACGGCCGGUCGUGUAACGAUCGACAAGAAGGCUCGUACCAAGAAAACCCUGGACUUCAUGGGCGCUGGGCUAGCGUUCGACUGCCGCGCCCCAGCCGGCGAAUACGAGCCAACACCGCCCGCCAAGAUCAUGAUCAGCAGGAAGACGCUGGCGACGGGGCACACGUGGAACGAGGCCAACUUCAAGACGCCUAUUGACAGAGGCCUCGACGAGUCCCACUUCCGAGCGUUGUUCCUGCGUCGCAGCGUGAAGCUGAUGCGGGCGUGCGACGUGCCCGCGCCCGCGCCCACGCCCGCUGAGCCGCUAGCCGUAGACGCCGUGGACUACGACUACACUAACGAGAAUGAUGCUGGAUACUGUCCUACGCAGGCGCCGGAGGCGGACGAGUGGGAUAACGACGAAGGCGGCGAGACGGUGCGGUGCGAGGCGCCGCCCGCAGACGACAUCGGCGAGAUGCUGGAACCGCCCACUAAGGUCGCCAAAAUAUUCAUACCAUACGCCAUGCGCGCUAAGAAGGUCGACAUGAAGCAACUGAAGCAUUGUACGUGGAAGAUGCUAACUGAGAAGACGCCAGAAGGGGACAAAGAGAAUGUUACUAAGACCACAUUCUUCUCGGUCUACUCGCGACUACCGAAUAGACUUUCUACCAACAUGCGAGAAUCUCUCAGUGUACCCCUAGCUUUACUCUCUGUAUUGCAUUUGGCCAACGAAAAAGGCUUGAUUUUGGAAAAAAGGGAUGAACUAAACGAUAUUGGUAUAUUAGGACUUAUUAAGUAAGAAACAUGCAUGAUAUACAAGUUAUGUUUCUUGGCUUGAAAAGAAAUAUAUAAAUGUAUUUUUUAAAGAUUGUUGAUAAGGGGAAA
Aricia agestis (brown argus) is the source of this 2213-nucleotide messenger RNA. It is a transcript of the gene barr, whose product is annotated as condensin complex subunit 2. The transcript is spliced from 12 exons. The record is from RefSeq and is a predicted model, not a curated record. Gene Ontology annotation, biological process: mitotic chromosome condensation. Gene Ontology annotation, cellular component: condensin complex. Gene Ontology annotation, molecular function: chromatin binding. Bases 64 to 2127 code for a protein of 687 amino acids. Lineage: Eukaryota; Metazoa; Arthropoda; Insecta; Lepidoptera; Lycaenidae.